This is a messenger RNA of Astrephomene gubernaculifera, 14249 nucleotides long. The record is from the annotation of a GenBank genome assembly. NCBI's taxonomy places the organism in Eukaryota, Viridiplantae, Chlorophyta, Chlorophyceae, Chlamydomonadales, Astrephomenaceae.
CUUUCCGACUACUUGUGAACAACUUUGUAGACAGGCUAUUAAUUACUUACGGUGCUACUUAAGUUAGCCUGUUCCUUUUUCGUCAAUAUUGAAAGCUUAAGUUACCAUCUUAGUGACUACCUCCACGUCUGGCCUUUAUUUGGCCCUACAAAAUCAUAAAUACUUCCACAUGAAGUGCUAACUCAAAUGUCUAUCUUCUGGGAAAUCCCGAAUGCCCAAGGGGAGGCGCCAUGCCCCCGCUCGGGUCAUUCAUUCACAGCGGUGGGCGAGCGCUUCUUGCUGUUCGGAGGAUGCGGUCGCAAGGAUGGCAAAGCUGCGGCUUUCAAUGACCUAUACGAGCUGGAUACCAGCGACCCCGACGAGUACAAGUGGAAGGAGCUGACUGCAACCAACAGCCCCCCUCCCCGUGCACGCCAUGCAGCUAUCGCGAUUGAUGACAAGCGUCUACUGGUCUUUGGUGGCCUCAACAAGCGCACACGCUAUAACGAUGUCUGGGUCUUCAACUAUGAGGACAAGGCCUGGUCAGCGGUGGCGGUGGUUGGCAACCCGCCUGAGCCGCGUGCGCAUUUCACAGCCACGCGCUUCGGCAACCGCGUCUUCAUCUUUGGCGGAUACGGCGGCAGCGGCCAGGUGUUCAAUGAGAUGUGGGUUCUCCACCUGGGCGAGGACGGCUUUCGCUGGGAGAACAUCACCGAGGCCUUGGCUGGCACCGGUCCCAGCGCUCGUUUCGACCAUUCCGCCUUCAUCUACCCAGUUACGCCCAACUCAGCAACGUACGACAAGCUCCUCAUCAUGGGCGGUCGUGACCUUAACCAGAUGUACCAGGACAGCCACAUGCUGGAUCUGAACCGCAUGGCAUGGGAGAACGACACGCAGCCGCCCACCCUGCCAUACGAAAUCUGCAACAACGUCUGCGAUGGCAUCGAGAGCGUGCCGUAUCACAAGGUCUUCAGCUUUGGCGGGCGCAAGGGCAUGAUGCAGUACCUUAACACCGUUGAGGUUAUGGACUGCGGCAGCCAGAUGUGGUCGACGCCGCCUGUGGACCACGGCGUGCCGCCUGUGGGCCGGGAGGAUACUGCAUGGGUGUUUGACGUCAAAACGUGCUCGCUGCUAAUCUUCGGUGGAUGGGCCAACCGCUGGCUGGGCGACCUGCAUAAGCUGAACGUCUCGCCCAUCAUCGGCCCGCCGUACGCCUGCACGGGCAUUCAGCCGGAGAUGGGCCCUGUGUUCGGUUCGACGGACCUUACGAUCCGGGGCUUGCGCUUCCGUGACGGCAAGGUGCAGGUUAAGUUCGGGCUGAACGAGAAGAAUGAGGUGAUUGUCGACGGCACGUACGUGGACCCUGAGACCAUUCGGGUGCAGACACCCAACUACGAGCAGUACGGCGCGCUCACGGUUGACGUCAAGGUGUCUAUUAAUGGCGAGGGCUGGACUGUUAAUAAGGUUAAGUUCGCCUACUUUGCCAACACGGCCGCCCGCAACUGCAUUGCUUACGGGCCUGGCCUGCUGGCGGAGACCUUCUCCAGCGUGGAGGUGCCGUUCGUUAUCCAGGCGAAGGACACCCUCAACGACAAGCGGACCAGCGGCGGCGACAUCUUCAAGGUCUUGGUGGUCUCAGCCGAUGGCAAGUACGAGGGCGUUUCACGUGUGCGUGACCUCAACAACGGCCAGUACGAAGUCCACUACUUUGCGCCCACGCCCGGGCCCUACCUCAUCCAUGUCUCCUUCAACGAGCUCGGCACGGCGGACUUUGUGCCCAUCCGCGGUUCGCCUUUCAAUGUUCGCCUCGUGGAUCCCUGGACCAAGCACCGUGUUAUGGGUGCUACGCCCGCCAAGCGCAAGGGCGUCACCUUCUCAACCCUGGGCAACGAGCUGCUGCUGUACGGCGGCGACAAGUCCGGUGUGGCGGUCCUCAACACGGAGGGCGCUGAGUGGCGCUGGGCGCCUGCGGCGGUGUCGGGUACCCUGCCGCCAGACCGCCUGUUGCACUCGACCGUUGUGCUAAGCGACGGCGAGCUCGUCGUGUUUGGCGGCCUUGGCCUUGCCGACCAGAACGACCUGAACGACAUUUUCUAUCUGCGGAAGCAGGGCGAGGGCUGGGUGUGGAGCACGCCCGCGGAGAGCAAGCCGUACAUCAGGCAUCCCAUUUGCACCAACCCCACGGAGGAUGGCGAUGCCGAAGAGGCUGCCAACGGGGAUGAGGCUGCUGCCGGCGGUGAGCCAGCUAAAGAGGGCGGUGAGGCUGCUGCAGUGGGCGAUGCUGCAGCUGCUGCUGGCGGCGAGGCGGGAGAGCGCCCUGCCAGCACGGAACCUGGUGCCACCCCAGCAGCGGGUGCUCCCUCGGAGCACGCAGCGGAGCUGCCAGUGUCAGCCCGCAACAACCAUGUGGCCGUGGCGAUAGACAAGGACCUGUACGUCAUGAUGGGCGACCAUGACGGCGACGUCAUGACUGAGAUGGCCAUGGUUGAUACCUCGGACCGUGCCUGCGCGAACUGGCUGGAGCCAAUCCUGAAGGGCGACAUUCCCGCGCCGCGCAAGGCGGCGGCGGCCAGCGCCUCUGGUAACCGCAUUGUCCUCUUUGGUGGGCAGCUGCUUAACGACGAGGCGGAGAACGUGGUCACCGGCGAGCUGAUCAUCAUGGAGGUCACCGGCCCCAACAGCAUCCACUGCACCAUUAACCCGCCCACUUCAGGCUCGCAUGGCACGCCCGUGGCCCGCUACGGCGCGAUCAUGCAGGACUUUUCGCAUGGCAAGCUCUUCCUCCAUGGCGGCAUGGACGUCGACGGCAAGCCGCUGAACGACGGUUGGCUGUUUGACGUUGCGUCGUACACCUGGGAGCGCGUGUACCUGGGCGCCUCAGAGUCCGUCCUGCCGAGCGGCAGCGUUGCGACGCUGUGGCACAACAGGAUCGUGGUGCUGUCAGCAGCAAUGGGUUCGCCCAAGUUUGACCUUGUGUACUCCCUGGACUUCAUGGAUGUGCGUGAGGGCAUGGCUUUCACGCCCAAGAUGCGCAUUGCCACGGAGCUGUUGCUGAAGAGUCUGGAGGAGUGGGUCGACGCGCAGGCGCAUGGCAUGGAGCUGGCGCGCAGCCCUGAGAAGCUGAUGAAGGACUUUGAGAACGGGCUUCGCAAGGUGAUGGACGCGCUGUACCAGAUCAAGAGUCAGCGCUCCUCUACGGACUUGCUGAUCGAUCAGCUGCAUGAGGCGUUCUUGCAGCUGGCAAAGGACAAGGUGCCGGGUGUGAACAAGAUGGAGAAGCGUCUGGAGGAUGCCGCGCACAAGUGGGACGAUAUCAAGAAGGCGCAGCCACAGGUCAAGACGGAUGUGGAGCCGAUCCAGGCCCAGAAGGGUGAGGACAUUAAGAAGGAGAUCGAGGUCUUUGCUGGCAAGGUGCGCAACUACCGCGCUGGCUUCAGGCGGAAGGCCUUCUUCACCUACAGCACCGGCUUUGACGGCGCCUACCCUGAGCUGGACAUCGCGGCCCGGGAGCUGGCCGACCUGACGAAGGAGUGCGACCGGCUGGUGGAGCUGGCGAGCGUCUUUGAGUUCCCGCAAAUUGUUGAGCCGGUGAAGAUGGCUAUUAAGGAGACCGUUGACGACCUCAUCAUGGUCAAGGACGUGUGGGACACCGCCGUCCUUUGCGAGCUGCAGUUCCAGGACUGGCGCCAAACCCUGUGGAGUGACAUUCGUACGGACAUUAUGGAGGAGGGCGCUAAGCAGUUCGUCAAGGAGGUCAAGAGCCUGCACAAGAACGUCCGCGACCAGGAUGUGUUCCGCGGCGUGGACCAGGCCGUCAAAAACUUCCUGGUCUCGGUGCCGCUGGUUGCAGACCUGCGCAGCCCCGCCAUGCGCGACCGUCACUGGGAGCAGCUCAUGUCGGCCACCAAGGUGACGUUCAACGUGAAGGACCCCGCCUUCAAACUGAACGACUUGCUUGCAUUGGAGCUGCACAAGUUCGAGGAGGAGGUCGGUGAAAUCGUGGACCGCGCUCAGAAGGAGGAGAAGAUGGAGAUUUCGCUCAAGAAGCUGUGCGACACGUGGGCCCGUGUGGAGUUCCAAUUCGCCCAGCACAAGGACUAUCCCGUCUACACCAUCAAGAUGGCGGAGGAGGACUUUGAGGCUCUGGAGGAUAACCAGGUGCAGGUGCAGGGCAUGAUUGCCAACCGCUACAUGGCGACCUUCAAGGACGAGAUUCUGGGCUGGCAGAAGAAGCUGAACGACGUUGCGGACGUUAACCAGAUCAUGGCUGAAAUCCAGCGCACCUGGGCCUACCUGGAGUCACUGUUCAUUCACAGCGAGGAGGUGAAGAAGGAGUUGCCGGAGGCUACCGUGCGCUUUGCCAACAUUGACAAGGAAGUCAAGAAGGUCCUGGCGGAGUUUAAGGAGAUCAAGAACUGCGUGGCGUGCUGCCACCGGGACGGGCUCUAUGCCAAUUUGGAGACGCAGGAGCGCGAGUUGGAAAUCUGCAAGAAGGCGCUGAAUGACUACAUGGAGUCCAAGCGCCGCGCCUUCCCGCGCUUCUACUUCGUUUCCGCCGCCGACCUGCUGGAUAUCCUGUCCAACGGCAACAACCCCGUGCGCGUGCAGAUGCACAUGAACAAGUGCUUCCAGGCUAUCGACAAGCUCCGCCUGGAUUCGGAGGAGGUGGUGCCAGGCACCCGUCCCAAGGGUUUGGGCAUGGAGUCCUGCGUGGGUAUCGAAUACGUGCCGUUCUCGUCGCCGCUGCCGCUGGAGAACAAGGUGGAGGAGUACAUGAACGAUAUCAUCGUCAAGAUGCGCAACGAGCUGCGCAUGGUGCUGAAGGCCUCGGUGGAGGACUACCCCAGCAAGCCCCGCGACAAGUGGCUGUUUGACUGGCCGUCGCAGAUCAUUCUGGUGGUCAACCAGAUCUUCUGGUGCAUGGAGGUGGAGCAGGCCUUUGUUGACAUGGCGAAAGGCAACAAGGACGCCAUGACGGUAUACAACGAGUUCCAGGUUAAGCAGCUCACAAAGCUGAUUGAGGUGACGCGCACGGACCUGUCCAAGCCCGACCGCCAGAAGAUCAUGAACAUGAUCACCAUCGAUGCCCACUCCCGUGAUAUGGUGCUGGCUGUGAUUGAAGCCAACGCGGACCAGCCGGACUGCUUCCAGUGGGUCAGCCAGCUGCGCUCCUACUGGGAUAAGGACAUCAUGGACUGCCGCAUUCGCAUCUGCGAUGCCUCGUUCCCGUACGGCUACGAGUACCUGGGCAACGGCCCGCGCCUGGUCAUCACGCCCCUCACCGACCGCAUCUAUAUCACGGCCACGCAGGCAUGCUGGCUGUCGCUGGGCACUGCCCCCGCUGGCCCUGCUGGAACCGGCAAGACGGAGACCACGAAGGAUCUGUCCGCGCAGCUGGGCAAGUCCGUGUACGUCUUCAACUGCUCGCCCGAGAUGGACUACCGCACCAUGGGCGACAUCUUCAAGGGCCUGGCUGCUUCCGGCUCUUGGGGCUGCUUCGACGAGUUCAACCGCCUGGUUCCGGAGGUGCUGUCCGUGUGCUCUGUGCAGUACAAGUGCGUCACGGACAGCCAGAAGCGCAAGACCAUGCUGCCCGGCCGCGGUCUGGAGUACAUCAAGGACGGCGUGAAGCACCCGGCCAUUGAGAAGUGGACGUUCGUGGCGGCGGAUGGUGUGGAGAUGCCGCUGGAGGAGGGCACGUCGGCGUUCAUUACCAUGAACCCCGGCUACAUUGGCCGUGCUGAGCUGCCUGAGUCGCUGAAGGCGCUCUUCCGCCCCAUCACCGUGAUGGUGCCCGACCGGCAGCUGAUUAUGGAGAACAUGCUCAUGGCGGAGGGUUUCGUGGAGGCUAAGAUGCUGGCCAAGAAGUUCGCCUCGCUGUACUUCCUGCUGGAGGACCUGCUCAGCCCGCAGAAGCACUACGACUGGGGCCUGCGCGCCAUCAAGUCGGUGCUGGUGGUGGCCGGCUCGCUGCUGCGUGCCGAGGCGGGUCAGGUGGAGGCGGACGUGCUGUUCCGUGCCCUGCGCGACUUCAACAUCCCCAAGAUUCUGGCGCAGGACAUGGUCAUCUUCACGGGUCUGCUGAACGACCUUUUCCCUGGCAUCAACCCGCCACGCAAGCGCGACUUGGAGUUCGAGGAGGUCAUCGUGUCCACCAUUAAGGAGAUGGGCCUGACCGCGGAGGAGGACUUCGUGCUGCGUGUCGUACAGUUCUCGGAGCUGCUGGCGAUUCGCCACUGCGUCUUCCUCAUGGGGCCCACGGGCACGGGCCGCACCGAAUGCUACCGUGUGCUGGCUAAGGCCAUUACCAAGGGCUGCAACAACCCCGUGAACGACUACCUGAAGAUGACCAACAAGAAGAAGGUAGUCAUUCGUGACAUCAACCCCAAGUCCAUCUCCACCUACGAGCUGUACGGCCAAGUGAACCAGGCCACGCGCGAGUGGAAGGACGGCUUGCUGUCGUACUACAUGCGCGAGCUGGCCAACAUGCCCGGCGACGACCCCAAGUGGCUCAUGCUGGACGGCGACCUGGAUGCCAACUGGAUCGAGUCUAUGAACUCCGUCAUGGAUGACAACCGCCUGCUCACGCUGCCCUCCAACGAGCGCAUCCGCGUGCUGCCGCACAUGAAGCUGAUCUUUGAGAUUCGUGACCUGAAGUUCGCGACACCCGCCACCGCCACGCGUGCCGGCAUUCUGUACAUCUCGGAGGGCCAGCAGUGGCACAACAUGGCCAUGUCGUGGAUCAACAGGGUGGUCAAGCCGUACGCUGAGCGCGCCAAGUGGAAGGACCCCACGCUGCCGUGCACGUGGCUGCGGGACAUGUUUGAGAAGUACAUCCCGCCCACGCUGCUGGAGAUGAAGAAGAGCUACAGCCAUAUCACGCCGCUGGCGCAGAUGAACUUCAUAAGCACGCUGGUGAACAUCAUGGAGGGCGUGCUCAGACCCGAAAACCUCUCGAACAAGGCUGACCAAGCCAUGUUCGAAAUGUACUUCGUGUUUGCGAUGAUCUGGGCCUUUGGUGGAGGGCUGGUGGAGAAGGACGGCAUUCCGUACAGGCGCAACUUCGACAAGUGGUUCAAGCAAACAUGGACCACGGUCAAGAUCCCGGGCAAGGGCACGGUGUACGACUACUUCGUUAACCCCAAGACGCAGAAGUUCCAGCCAUGGGCUGAGCUGGUCACGGACAUUGACUAUGAUGGGUCGCAGCCGAUGUCCACCAUGUUCGUUCCCACGGCCGAGACCAGCAGCUUGCGCUUCUUCCUGGACAUGAUGGUGGACCUGCGCAAGCCUAUCAUGUUUGUGGGCGGCGCCGGUGUGGGCAAGACGCAGCUGGUCAAGGGCAAGCUCAGCAGCCUGAGCGAGGACUUCAUCUCCCUGUCCAUAAGCUUCAACUACUUCACCGACGUGGUGUCGUUCCAAAAGGUGCUGGAGAGCCCACUGGAGAAGAAGGCCGGUAUCAACUACGGCCCGCCUGGCACCAAGCAGCUCAUCUACUUCGUGGACGACCUCAACAUGCCCAAGCUGGACCUUUACGAGACGGCCAUGCCCAUCUCGCUGAUCCGCCAGCACCUGGGCUGGGGCCACUGGUUUGACCGCUCCAAGCUGACGCCCAAGAACAUCAACAACACGCAGUACGUGGCGUGCAUGAACCCCACCGCCGGCUCCUUCAUCAUCAACCCGCGCCUGCAGCGCUUGUUCAUGACGCUGGCGGUGGACUUCCCGGGCCAGGACUCGCUCAUGAAGAUUUACGGCACGUUCCUGCAGGGUCACCUGAAGAAGUUCCGCGAGGAGAUCCAGGACAUGGGCACCAAGAUCCUGCAGGCUGCACUGGCCCUGCACGACAAGGUGUCCCAGACCUUCCGCAAGACCGCCAUCAACUUCCACUACGAGUUCACGGUGCGCCACCUGGCCAACGUCUUCCAGGGCCUGCUCAUGUCCACGCCCGACGCCUUCAACUCGCCAUCCAAGUGGGGCAAGCUCUGGCUGCACGAGUCAGAGCGCGUGUACGCGGACCGCCUGGUGUCCCUGUACGACCUGGACGCCUACAACAAGGCCGCCACCACCAUCGCCAAGAAGUACUUUGCCGUCACGGACAUCGACGACUACUACAAGAAGAAGGACCCCAAGCCCCUCAUCUUCUGCCACUUUGCUCGUGGCCUGGCGGACAAGGCGUACGAUGAGGUGUCGGACUACACCUCUCUGUUCAAGACGCUGACUGAGGCGCUGAACGAGUACAACGAGACCAACGCCGCCAUGGACCUGGUGCUGUUCGAGGACGCCAUGAAGCACGUGUGCCGCAUCAGCCGCAUCGUGUCAAACCCCUCGGGCCACGCACUGCUGGUGGGUGUCGGCGGCUCCGGCAAGCAGUCGCUGGCGCGCUUGGCGGCGCACAUCUGCGGCUACAUCACCACCAUGAUUGUCAUCUCGGGCUCCUACUCGAUGAACAACUUCAAGGAGGACAUCCAGAAGAUGUACCGGCGCGCGGGUGUGAAGGGCGAGGGCGUCAUGUUCCUGUUCACCGACUCGCAAAUCAUUGACGAGCGUAUGCUGGUGUACAUCAACGACUUGCUGUCGUCGGGCGAGAUUCCGGACCUGUUCCCGCAAGAGGACAAGGACGACAUCGUCAACGCGCUGCGCUCUGAGACCAAGAGCCUUGGGCUGCUGGACACGGCUGAGAACUGCUGGAGCGUGUUCAUCCAGAAGGUCAAGACCAACCUGCACAUGGUGUUCACGGCGUCGCCAGUAGGCGAGAACUUCCGCGUGCGCUCGCAGCGUUUCCUGGCCACCGUCACGUCCACCGUGAUUGACUGGUUCCAGCCCUGGCCCGAGAGCUCCCUGUUCAGCGUGGCUAAGCGUUUCCUGGACGAGGUGGACCUGGGCGAGGAUGCAGUGCGCAACGCCGUGGUGGAGUUCAUGCCGUACAGCUUCCAGCUCGUGAACAAGGUGUCGAUCAAGUUCCGUGAGGUUGAGCGCCGCUACAACUACACGACGCCCAAGACGUUCCUGGAGCUCAUCAAGCUCUACAAGAACGUGCUGGCAGCCAAGCGCAAGAACAACCUGGACAACACGGAGCGCCUGGAGAACGGUCUGCAGAAGCUGCACAGGGUACAAGCGGAUGUGGAUGUGCUGGUGGAGGAGGCCAAGGUAAAGGCAGUGGAGGUGGAGCGCAAGGUGGCAUCCGCCAACAUCUUUGCGGAGCAGGUCGGCGUUGAGAAGGAGAAGGUCAACGCGGAGAACGCCGCAGCACAGGUCGAGGCGGAGAAGUGCGCGGUGAUCGCCAAGGAGGUGUCUGAGAAGCAGGCCAGUUGCGAGGCUGACCUGGCUGCCGCCGAGCCGCUGGUGGCUGAGGCCAUGGCUGCGCUGGAGACGGUGACGAAGAAGGAUCUGGGUGAGGCCAAGUCGCUGAAGAAGCCGCCCCCGGGUGUGGAUGACAUCACGGCGGUUGUGAUCUGCCUGCUCGACAACAACCCCAAGGAUAAGUCCUGGGCGGCGGCGCAGAAGAUGAUGAACAACGUGGAUAAGUUCUUGGAGCGCGUCAAGUCCUUCAAGGGGGUCAUUGACGCUGGGCAGGUUGCCCGCAAGACGGUGGAUGCCUGCCGGCCCUACCUGCAACUGGAGUACUUCAAUCGGGAGGCCAUCGGCAAGAAGUCCGCAGCCGCCGCCGGUCUGUGCGAGUGGGCCAUCAACAUUAUCAAGUACUACGAUGUGGUGCAGGAGGUGGAGCCCAAGCGCCAGGAGCUGGCGGCCGCGAACGCUAAGCUCGAGGAGGCCAACCAGACGCUGGUGGCCGUGCAGGAGAAGGUGGCGAUGCUGAACGCCAAGGUGCAGGAGCUGGAGCAGCAGUUCAAGGAGGCUAACGACGACAAGGAUGCCGCCAUCCGCGAGGCGCAGCGCUGCCAGCGCAAGCUGGAGCUGGCCAACCGCCUGAUUAACGCGCUGGCGUCUGAGGGCGAGCGCUGGGCGCUGACCGUGGAGCAGCUGCGCAAGAAUUACGAGGUGCUGACUGGCGAUAUGUUGCUCGCCGCCGCCUUCGUGUCGUACGCCGGUCCCUUCACCGCCAAGUUCCGUGCGUCCCUGAUUGACGACUGGAUCCUGUUCCUCCGCGAGCGUCAUAUGCCCAUGACGGAGGGCAUCAGCGACCCGCUGAAGGUGCUGGUUGAUGACGCGCUGGUUGCUGGCUGGAUCCGCGAGGGUCUGCCGUCCGACCCCACGUCAGUCCAGAACGGCACCAUCCUGACCAACUCGGAGCGCUGGAGCCUCAUGAUGGACCCGCAGCUGCAGGGCAUCCUGUGGAUCAAGGAGCGUGAGAGCAAGAACAACCUGCAGGUCACGCGCAUGGGCGCCCCCAACAUGCUCACCGUCAUGGAGCGCGCCAUCGAGGCGGGCCACAGCGUGCUGGUGGAGAACAUGGGCGAGACCAUUGAUGCGGUGCUCAACCCCGUCAUCACGCGCUCCACCUUCAAGAAGGGCCGCUCACUGUACGUGAAGCUGGGUGACAAGGAGUGCGAGUACAACAGGAACUUCCGCCUCUUCCUGCACACCAAGCUCUCCAACCCGCACUACCCGCCUGAGAUUCAGGCCGAGACGACACUCAUCAACUUCACCGUGACGGAGGGCGGUCUGGAGGACCAGCUGCUGGCGCUGGUGGUGAACAAGGAGCGCCCCGACCUGGAGGAGACCAAGACGCAGCUCAUCAUCCAGAACACCGAGUUCACCAUCAAGCUCAAGGAGCUGGAGGACGGGCUGCUGCUCAAGCUGUCCACUGCGGAGGGCGACAUCACGGAGGAUGUGGCGCUCAUCGAGUCGCUGGAGGACGCCAAGCGGGUGUCCACGGAGAUCAGCGAGAAGGUUAAGGAGUCCCGUGAGACGGAGUUGGCAAUCAACGAGAACCGCAACAAGUACCGCACCGUGGCUGCCCGCGGCGCCAUGCUGUUCUUCCUGCUCAACUCGCUCAACAAGAUUCACGCCUUCUACCAGUUCUCCCUUAACGCCUUUGUCACCGUCUUCAGCCGUGGCCUGGACCUGGCCCCUGGCGGCCGGAAGCGCAAGGGAGCCAUCAAGCGCACUCCCUCGCUGCGUGACCAGCCCAUGGACCACCAGGCGCUCAUGGAGAAGGCGCGGCGCAGCAGCGGUGCCAGUGAGCGGCGACCCAGCCAGGAGGGCCUGCCGCCGCCUGAGGCCUCGCAGACCUCGCUCGCGGAGUCACAGGGCGGCCGCAACAGCAGCCAGGUGGGCGACACGGACGACAUGGAGGAGGAGGAGUCGUACACCAUGCCACCGGAGGCGCUGGAGGAGCGGCUCAUCUCGCUGCUGGAGACGUGCACCUACACGGUCUACAACUACACGCGACGCGGCCUCUUUGACCGCGACAAGCUCAUUGUGCUGACCCUGCUCACGUUUACCAUCUUGCUGAGGAGCCAGGCGGUGGAUGCGUCGGAGUAUGAGGCGCUGUGCCGCGGCAUGCGGAACCCCUCGCCGCCGCCAAUUACGGAUGACCUCAGCCGCUGGAUGAACGAGUCGCAGUGGGCCGCGCUGGACGUGCUGACCGCGCUGCCGUGCUUUGCGCACCUGGCCAAGGACAUGGAGAAGAACAGCGACGACUGGUUCAACUGGUGCCUCAACGAGGCGGCGGAGCGCGCCAACAUGCCCGGCGACUGGGCCCGCCUGUCGGAGUUCCGCCAGCUGCUCAUCAUCCGCGCGCUGCGGCCCGACCGCAUCACCAACGCGCUCCAGAACUUCUGCGAGCACAUGAUGGGCCCAGCGUAUGUGAACCAGGACGCCUUCUCGCCUGCCGCCAUGAUGGAGGAGUCCUCCUCCGCCACGCCCAUCUUCUUCAUCCUCUUCCCCGGCUACAGCCCCAGCAAGGAAAUCGAGGUGUACGCCAACAAGUGCGACUUCCGCGUGGAGAAUGGCAAGCUCUGCCUCAUUUCCAUGGGACAGGGCCAGGAGGCGCCUGCGGAGGCGGUGCUGGACAAGUACACGCGCGAGGGCGGCUGGGUGUUCCUGGACAACGUGCACCUCAUGCAGGGCUGGAUCCCCAAGCUGGAGCGCAAGCUGGAGAUUGCGGCGGAGACGGCGCACCCCGACUUCCGCUGCUUCUUCUCGGCGGAGCCCAUCAACGGCGCGCCACACGCCAAUAUCAUCCCCGAGUCCAUCCUGCAGACCUGCAUCAAGAUCUCCAACGAGCCGCCUUCGGACAUGAAGUCCAACAUGCGCCGCGCCUUUGCGGCCUACACGCCCGAGCAGUGCGACCGCCCGUCCACGCCCGCCAAGCGCGUGGCCUUCCGUUCCAUCCUCUUUGGCCUGUGCUUCUACCACUCGCUGCUGCUCGGCCGCAAGAAGUUCGGCGUGGGUAUCGGCACCGGUUCUGGCAGCGGUCUCGGCUUCUGCCGCGGCUACUCCUUCAACAUGGGCGACCUCACCACCUGCGGUGAUGUGCUGCACAACUACCUGGAGGCCUAUGAGCAGAUCCCCUGGAGGGACCUGCAGUACAUGUUUGGCGAGGUGUUCUACGGCGGUCACAUCACGGACGCCAUGGACCGGCGCUGCUGCAACACCUACCUUGAGGUGCUCAUCCGCCCCGAGAUCCUGCCGCAGGGCACCCUGGAGGACCCCUCCACCUGGGAGGCUCCCACCCUGGAGCUUGCCCCCGGCUUCCGCGCCCCCGUGCCCACCGACUACACCAUGCUCAAGGAGUACAUCGAGACCAGCCUGCCGGCCGAGAGCCCCGUGGUGUACGGCAUGCACCCCAACGCGGAGCUCUCGCUGCUCACCAGCCUGGGCGAGACGCUGUUCAAGACGGUGGUGGAGGUCACUGGCGGCGGUGGUGCUGCCGGCGCAGGCGCCGGUGGCGGCGAGAACACCGUGCGCCAGGCCCUUGAGGGCUACAAGGAGCGGCUGCCUGAGCCCUUCAACAUGGUGGAGGUGGAGCUGAGGGUGAAGGACAAGACGCCGUUCGUGGUGGUGGCGCUGCAGGAGGCCACCCGCAUGAACCUGCUGCUGCUGGAGAUGAAGCGCAGCAUGGAGGAGCUGCAGCUCGGCCUGGACGGUGCACUCAACAUGUCGGACAACAUGGAGAAGCUCGCAAAGGGCAUUGCCUCCAACUCGGUUCCGGAGCUCUGGAUGAGCUGCAUGUCCACACGUGUACAGGAGGUGUACACGCUGUCGGCCUGGUACCAGGACGUGGUGCGGCGCUACGAGCAGUUGGCGGCCUGGACGGCUGGCGACAUCAUAACGCCGGUGACGGUUUGGCUGCCGGGUCUGUUCAACCCCAAGGCCUUCCUCACCGCCGUCAUGCAGACCUACGCGCGCGCCAACAAGCUGCCUCUGGACGUCAUGAAGUUCAUGACGGAGGUCACGCGCAUGACGUCGCCCGAGCAGGUGACGGAGCCGGCUCCGCUGGGCGUGUACGUCCACGGCUUGGUGCUGGAGGGCGCGCGCUGGGACCGCGACGACAACUGCCUGCGCGACUCGAAGCCCAACGAGCUGCACCCGGCUGUGCCGGUGCUGCAGGUCAAGCCAGUGACGGCCGACCAGUUCAACCUGGAGGGCUACUACGAGUGCCCCGUGUACACCAACAUGCAGCGCGCGAACGUGUACUCGCCCAUUGUCAGCAACUUCACGCUGAAGACGCAGGAGCCGGCCGCCAAGUGGGUGCUUGCGUCGGUGGCGUUGCUGCUGCAGGAUGACUUGGCGGCGGCGUGAGCGGGGCUGGAUAGCGUGAGCGUGAUUGAAGGUUUCUAUUACGGUUUUGAUACACUGCCACUAUUUUGGGCAGGGUAUUUAUUGGUGGGAUGAUGACAGAGGUAGAGGUGUUUGUAGUAGACGGUUAGUUUCAUGCUUUUGUGACCAAGCUGACGGCUACCGACGUUUCCGUACGCUGCCUGUGUGGCCGAUGUAUGCUGUGAGCGUUUAUCGUGACCGUGGUAACGCUGUAUGUCUUUACUGACGUUCAGGUAUUUUGGGUUGGACAUACAAGACCUAGCCCACUGGACGUCCGCAAGUAAUUUGCAAGAACAUGCAUGUUUGGCUGCGCUCGCUGUCGCACCGUUUCCUGUAUCCCUCCUGUGCGGUUGUGUUGAUGCAUGGAAGCCUCAAGUCAUAUGUAUUUUGUAAUCACGUGUAGCUGUGUUUUGGCUUGGUGUCGAAGUGCUUGCGUUCUGACUCCCCCUGCACCCGGGCUGACUAAUGGGACCCACGGUGGGGCAUUCGUCACAGGAACAGCCAAUGCUGCAGAGCAAUGGAGAUGUUUUGUAACGCUCAUGCGAUCG